Dichomitus squalens LYAD-421 SS1 is the source of this 1116-nucleotide messenger RNA. RefSeq lists its product as uncharacterized. Lineage: Eukaryota; Fungi; Basidiomycota; Agaricomycetes; Polyporales; Polyporaceae. The record is from RefSeq and is a predicted model, not a curated record. The transcript is spliced from 4 exons. Bases 1 to 1116 code for a protein of 371 amino acids.
AUGUUCGAAUACUAUAACAGCCUCCCUCUCGGCGAGGAGUGGAAUGAUCCUAUACGUAAUACUGUGUUGAGCAGCCGGAUGACGUCGAUAUCUUCGACGGUGUGGACGCAACUACACCAUUCGUUUUUCGCCACUGCACUGGCCAGCUCGAUUCAGUACCAAACGGGUCUGCUUGGGGACAUCGCCCAUGCGACCGGGGUCGAAACUGUCCUUUCCUUGAACGAGGACGAGAGCACACUCAUGGACCACUUUGAGCACUCUUCCUUUCGCCGGGCAAUCAAUCACAAUAUGCAUGCAACUCAUGAAUAUUGGAAGAUAUUGCUCAACGACACAGAGCACCCCCAAUACCACAAACGCCCAGAUUUCUUUGCUGCAUAUAAGAAAACUUCAUCUGCGCGGGACAUCAUCGAUGAUAUCGAGAAGACGUGGGAAGAUCCCUUUGAUGGUCCUGAAACCGUCCUGGGACUCUUCAGAAAGCGCCUGAACAACUAUCCGACCAAAUUCACUAUCGAUGGGGCGGUGACCGUAGCCAUCCCCGCGUUCUUCGACAACCUCUCAAACGCAGCCGAGGGCACUGAGGAGUUGUCUGAGGAGCUCCGGUUUUUUGAGACGGACCCCGGACAAGGAGAUCGUCCGGCGUUCGGAUGCAGCAUGCAGGGUACAGCGUUGUGCCUACCCGUGCUGCUAGUCAGAGAACAGCUUGGAGAAGGGGCAAAGGGCGAAAUCGCUGCUAGACAGGAGCAGCGCAUUGCCAUCUCCAGUGCUGCCUGGUUUCUGAAGGUCCUCGGCAUUAUCGACUUCCCAGUUUAUGGCCUCAUGAUUGAUGGUCAAUACGCCUACCUAUCCCAAGCUUGGUACUCAGAGAAGGACGAGUGCUGCUUUGUCAUGGACUAUUGCAUCCGGGAACGUCGCUUUGAUGUACAGUUGCAAGAAGGGCAGCAACGCUACAUAGCUUUCCUCAAGAAGAUUGUGGAGCACGGAGAGAGAUUGGAGCGACGCUUCCAGGAUGUCAAACCACAACUCUUAGAGCGCAUGAAAGCAGCAGGCUCGGAGGGUAUCGAAAGCCUUUGGUGGUCGACUACCGCGCAGCGGCGUCGUCAUGGCCUCAGCGCCUAG